This is a messenger RNA of Closterium sp. Naga37s-1, 3654 nucleotides long. The record is from the annotation of a GenBank genome assembly. Lineage: Eukaryota; Viridiplantae; Streptophyta; Zygnematophyceae; Desmidiales; Closteriaceae.
AUGGGGAGCGACGACGAAGCGGGACCCGCGGUUCCCACCCGCGCGGCUGCUCCCUUGAAGCGGAAGCCCUUCAAGUCUUUGCACCUGCUCAACCCUGCGGGCCCCGCACCGCCGCGACAGCCGCCGCUGCACCCUGCUCCCGGCUCCACCGCUAAUCCCCGCGCGCGAUUCAAUGCGCCCGCGUCGGCAGCUUCAGUGACGUGCAACGCGAAAGGCGCGCCGGGCGCGGCGGCGGCGGAGGCGGCGGCGGCGGACUCGACGCGGUACUACAGCGUGAUGUACUGCCCGCGCAAGCCGCACGCGAAGCGCAAGGGGCCGUGGUCGGACGGGCUGCUGAGCGUGAAGGGGCGCGCGGUGGCCGUGCAGAACAUGGACGCCAAGAGCGUCGCUAAAGCCUCCGUCAGCGGCUGCGCGCACCUGAAAGAGGGCUCCACGCUCGAGGUACUCGCGCACGCGGCACGCAUGCGUGCACCCACUCUCCUGGUGCCGAUCUGCUGUCUAGCAGGGCGCGUGGUGGGCAAGUGGGAGGUGGAGGUGAUGCACGAGGUGCCGCGCGAGCAGUACCUCGCCGGCUCAUUCUUCAUCCCCGCCGCCCCUGCUGCUGCUGCUGCUGCUGCUGCUGCUGCUGCUGCCGCUGCUGUCACAUCCGCCGCUGCCACGGGUCGAGCAGGCAGUGGUGUUGCUGGCAAGGGCAGGAAGCGGGCGGGCGAGAGCAGCAGUGGCAGGGCGGCUGGCAGCAGUGCGGAAGGGGUGCUGGCGAACAAGAGAGCUGCGAGCAUGGAGAGCCGCAUGAGACUUGGCAACGAGGAUGCUGUGUGUCUCAACCCCAACCAGCACGGCAAGGGAAUCUCGAAGAUCUACCUUGACCCUUACAUCGGGGCGAGGAUGCGGCCCCACCAGGUGGAGGGAGUGCGCUUCAUGCUCGAGGCCGUGCUGGAGGUGCGCACGCCCGGCUGCUCCGGAUGCGUGCUGGCAGAUGAAAUGGGCCUUGGCAAAACCCUUCAAUUGAUAGCUCUCAUCUGGACUCUUCUCAAACAGGGCCCCCAGGGUCGCCCCUUCCUGCGCAAGGCAGUGGUGGUGUGCCCGUCCUCACUCGUUGACAACUGGGGCGCCGAGUUCCGCAAGUGGCUGGGCACGGAGCGGCUGAAGGCGAUGGUGGUGAACUCCAGCUUCACUCCCACCGAGGUGAGGGCCAAGAUGGCGGACUUCAAGCACGCGGUGGUGUGGCCGGUGCUCAUCACGUCCUACGACCUGCUGCGCCGCCUUGCACCGCUCCUUGCUGCCGCCUCCCCGCAGCUCCUCGUGUGCGACGAGGGCCACCGCCUCAAGAACUGUGCGGGCAACAAGACCAUUUCGGCCCUGCACCAGCUGGGGUGCCCGCGCAAGGUGCUGCUGACGGGCACGCCCAUGCAGAACGAUCUGAGUGAGUUCUUCGCAUUGCUGGAUCUGGUCAACCCGGGCUGCCUGGGUCCGCUGCCCGCCUUCCGCCGCAUCUUCGCCGACCCCAUCCAGAAGAGCCGCGACCGCAGCGCCACGGAGGAGGAGGUGCGGGUGGGGGAGGCGCGGUCACAGGAGCUGCAGGCCAAGGCAGCGGCCUUUGUGCUGCGCCGCACUGCUGCUGUCAAUGCCGCCUACCUGCCGCCCAAAUCAGAGUACAUAGUGUUCUGUCGCCUGCACGCACAGCAGGCGCGCCAGUACUCUGACUUCCUGCGCUCCACUCCCUGUCUCCCCCACCACCUAUCACUCCUCUACUUGCCUUUUCCUCCAGGACACCACACCCUCUCGCCCCUUUUUCUACCGCCACCCCUUGCAGCACAUGUACACUCCGCUUCUGCCCCUUCCCUCCCGGGUGACUGCAUCCCUUCCACCUUCCCCACCCCCCGCUCUCCCCCCCCGUGUGCAUGGCAGCACGUGCGGUCGCUGCUGUAUGCGGUGGCGCCCGGCACCACAGCCAGUGCGCUGACGGCCAUCUGCCACCUCCGGAAGCUCUGCCUGCACCCCGCCCUCGCUGCCUCCCCCGUCCCCUCCUCCCCCCGCCCGCGCUCCCCCUCCCCUGCUACCUCCACCUCUGCUGCUGGGGGAGAGGAAGGGGGAGAUGAGGAGGAAUGGGCGGGGGACGAGGAGCAUGAGGAGGUGGCAGAGGAGGAGCAGGAGAAUGCAGAGUGGGGAGCAGAGGGAGGGGAGGUGGGGGGAUGUGAGGGAGGGAUGGCAGGAGGGGUUGCAGCAAACGAGGCAGCGCAGAAGCGCAAUAUGUUCAGGCGCCCAUCCAUGCUUCCACAGGCGUCCCCAUCCGCGCAGGGCGCGCCCCUGUCGCGCACAGCAGCAGUGGCGGCGUUUGCAGCAGCGCUCAAGUCACUGGGCGCUGAUGCAUGGCGCCUGAGCGGCAAGCUGCACGUGCUGGCGCUGCUGCUGCAAGCCAUACUGGGGGGGCCCGCGGGAGAGAGGGAGGACGAGGGCAGUGCGAAAUCGAACAUCACCGACGCCAGCAGUGACACUCGUGCCCCUUUCAGUGCUGCUGGUGCUGCUGGCGGGGGUGGCAGUGGGGAUAAAGUGGUGAUAGUGUCAAACUUCACACGAGCGCUUGAUGUGAUCGAGGCCAUGUGUGAGUCGCACGGGUGGAAGACAACGCGCCUGGACGGCAGCACAGAGGCAGCGGCACGGCAGGCGCUGGUGUGUGCGUUCAACACGGGGCGCGACGGCAGCAGCUGCUUCCUGCUGUCGUCCAAGGCGGGCGGGGCGGGGCUGAACCUGGUGGGCGCCAACCGCCUCGUGCUCUUCGACCCCGACUGGAACCCCGCCAACGACCACCAGGCCAUGGCGCGCGUGUGGAGGGACGGGCAGAGCAAGCCGGUGGUGAUCUACCGCAUGCUCGCCACUGGCAGCAUCGAGGAGAAGAUCUUCCAGCGCCAGCUCAUGAAGGGCGAUGUCGCCACCGCUGUGGGCGAUGGCAGCGCACCGCCGGGCACCGGCAAUGCUGGCAGGGGGGGCAGCGGCGGCGGUGGCAGUAGCAGCAGCAAGCGUGGGGCGGGGCACUUCACUAAAGAAGAGCUGCGCGAGCUGUUCACUCUGGAGCAGGCCACAGCGUGUGACACGCUGGACCUGCUGCUGCGCUCCAACUCCCCUCUCUCCGCGAAAUGGCUCGCUGCCACCAGCGCUGCCGCGCCUGCUGGGAGCACCAUCUCUGGCUCCACUAGUGUCAGCUCUUCUGCUGCUGAAGCAGAUACAGGCGCUGGGAGGGGCGGGUUGGCAGCACGCAUUGCAGAUGGGCCGCUGAGGGACGUGGUGGGCAUGUGUGAGGGGGUGACGUUCGUGUACCAUGACUCCACUGGCUCCCCAGGCCGCACUGAGACGCCCACACAAGGUGCUCGUGCUCAUGGUGAUGGCACGGGGCUGGCAGGCCCGGGAGGAGCUCAGCACAACAGGCAAGCAGCAGGAGGAAGCAAAGAGGAAGAGGAAUGUGAGGAGGAGGAGCAUGCAGUGUUGAGAGGUGCUGCUGGUGGUGGUGGGGAGAGACGCAGGAGCACGGAGAGGCGAGUGGAAGAGCAGGGCAGUGACGGCACAGGUGGAGGGGCGGCUGUGGAGUUGCUGACGUUUGAUGCACUUGAAGGUGUUUCUGAUGACGUCAUGGACUUGUUUGGCUCCGAUGUCUUCUGA